Messenger RNA from Cricetulus griseus (Chinese hamster), 1909 nucleotides. NCBI's taxonomy places the organism in Eukaryota, Metazoa, Chordata, Mammalia, Rodentia, Cricetidae. The record is from RefSeq and is a predicted model, not a curated record.
GGCGCCAUGUUUUGGAAGUUUGACCUGCACACAAGCUCUCACCUGGACACGCUGCUGGAGAAGGAAGACCUGAGCCUGCCUGAGCUUCUGGAUGAGGAGGAUGUGUUGCAGGAGUGCAAGGUUGUCAACCGGAAGCUCCUGGACUUCCUGCUGCAGCCUUCCCACCUGCAGGCCAUGGUGGCCUGGGUCACCCAGGAGCCCCCAGCCAGUGGUGAGGAGCGGCUACGCUACAACGAAGGAUGACAAUCAACAUUCCAAUGCAUCCCAGUCCCUGUGUGACCUCAUCCGCCUCAGCCGGGAGCAGAUGAUCCAAGGCCAGGACGGCCCGGAGCCAGACCAGCUGUUGGCCACCUUGGAGAAGCAGGAGACCAUCGAGCAGCUCCUGAGCAACAUGUUUGAGGGAGAGCUAUGCCAGUCUGUCAUUGUCAGCGGGAUCCAGGUGCUGCUGACCCUCCUGGAGCCUAGAAGGCCAAGGUCUGACUCUGUGGCCAUGAACAACUUCUUCAGCAGCGUGGAUGGGCAGUUGGAGCUCCUGGCCCAGGGGGCCCUGGACAAUGCAAUAUCCAGCAUGGGUGCCUUGCAUGCCCUGCGUCCCCGGCUUGCCCGCUUCCAUCAGCUCCUGCUUGAGCCUCCCAAGCUGGAGCCUCUGCAGAUGACAUGGGGCAACCUGGCCCCACCACUGGGGAACACAAGGUUGCAUGGUGUCAAGCUCCUGGCCAGUGCUCUGAGUACCAACGCUGCUGCCUUGACACAGGAGCUCCUGGUGCUGGAUGUGCCCAACACCUUACUGGACCUCUUCUUCCACUAUGUAUUUAACAACUUCCUGCACGCGCAAGUGGAGGUGUGUGUGAGUGCCAUGCUGAGCUCCGGGCCCCCUCCAGACAGCAGCUCGGAGACACCCAACCCAAACCCCAUCUUGAAACAUCCCAAUGCCAACCUGCUUGAGAUAUGCUACAAGGACCGGAUCCAGCAGUUCGACGAUGAGGAAGAGGAGGAGGAGGGCCAAGGCUCAGCAGAGUCUGAUGGAGAAUAUGGUGCCUGGCAGGGCAGCCAGCCAGCGAGGGCUUCCCAUGCGGGCCAGCCCCCUGGUGUCCGGAGUGGAGGAAGCACAGACAGCGAGGACGACGAGGAUGAGGAGGAGGAAGAGGAAGAGGAUGAGGGGGCUGCCCAGGCGGCCUGUGGAAGGGCCAGCCCUCCCUCCUUCCCCAGCCUAGGCCCUCAGCCUCCUGCCCCAAGUUGGACAGCCACCUUUGAACCAGUGCCUACGGAUGCCCCAACAGGACCCUCAGUUUCCAAGAAGACAGACAUGUCCUCUACCCAGAUCCAGACCAGCUCUCCAGCCCACCGUGCCCCACAGCUCAGGUCUCAGGACCCCAUACCCCCCUCAGCACCUCAGGAAGUCUCAGACAGCAGCAAAGUAGCAGAGCCCUUGGCCCCCUGCCAGGCCUUGGUUAGUGUUGCGGAUGUCCAGGCCACUCUGCAUGGGAUGUGCUCUGACCCCAGCUCCUUGGACAGUGCAACCAGAGACCCCUCUACCUCUGUCCCAGCCUUUGAGGCCCAGAAGUCCCCCCAGACAGUGGAGGGGGAAAAGAACCCAGAACCUUUGGGGCUUCCCCAAAGCCAGAGUGCCCAGGCCCUUGAGACGCCCAAUGGCUCUACCCCAGGAGGGCCCCUUUGGUGGCCCUCUUGCCCAUUUCCCCAUAUCCUGCAUUCUCUCCUCUGGACUCCAAAGGAGGCUCGUGCCGGGGAGAUGCCCUCACCCUCCCCAUUUGCACUGAGAAGAGAAACUAUGGAGCUCAGUUUCCUAGAAUAAAGAUAGAGAGUCACAUAGAGAGAGAGAGGAGAGAGAGAGAGGUAUAUUAUAUAUUAUAUAUAUAUAUAUACAUAUAUAUAUAUAUAUUGAGGGAGG